Molecule: messenger RNA, 2536 nt
Organism: Fundulus heteroclitus (mummichog)
Lineage: Eukaryota; Metazoa; Chordata; Actinopteri; Cyprinodontiformes; Fundulidae
Gene: numb
Product: NUMB endocytic adaptor protein
Exons: 11
Coding region: 181-2175 (664 amino acids)
Molecular function (GO): cadherin binding
Source: RefSeq, a predicted model, not a curated record
UUGAGUCUCCGCGUAGCAGCCAUUCAGCGGCGGUGGCUGAGGCGAUUGGACUGGGAGGGCUGCUCCGACACUUUUUUGUGGAAUUUGAAUUAUUUUGGCACAGCGCGGCUCUUGGUUCAUAGGUGACGGCUUGAGCGGGACGGCUUGCGGGUCGCAGAGGUGGUCACAGGGAGCUCAGCGAUGAAUAAGCUACGGCAGAGCUUCCGGCGCAAGAAAGACAUCUACGUGCCGGAGUCGAGUCGGCCGCACCAGUGGCAGACGGACGAGGAGGCGGUCCGCAGCGGCAAAUGCAGCUUUGCAGUCAAGUACCUGGGGCAUGUGGAAGUGGAGGAGUCGAGAGGCAUGCACAUCUGCGAGGAUGCAGUGAAGCGGCUUAAGACGGACAGGAAAUUCUUCAAAGGAUUCUUUGCUAAAGCUGGGAAGAAGGCGGUGCGAGCUGUGCUGUGGGUCUCGGCUGAUGGUCUUCGUGUCGUAGACGACAAAACAAAGGACCUGAUUCUGGAUCAGACAAUAGAGAAGGUUUCGUUCUGUGCUCCAGACAGGAACUUUGAGAGGGCGUUCUCGUACAUCUGCAGGGAUGGCACCACGCGCCGCUGGAUCUGCCACUGUUUCAUGGCCAUCAAAGACUCAGGAGAGCGGCUCAGCCACGCUGUGGGCUGUGCCUUUGCUGCGUGUCUGGAGAGGAAACAGAAGCGGGAGAAGGAGUGUGGCGUCACGGCAACCUUCGACGCCAACAGAACCACUUUUACCCGGGAAGGCUCAUUCCGCGUUACCACAGCAACAGAGGCUGCGGAGAGAGAAGAAGUCAUGAGGCAAUUGCAGGAUGCUAGAAAAGCAGAGACGGACGUGAAGGUCGCCGGGAACUCUGCCAACAGCGUGACGAACUCUGCGGUGCACCAGCCGGGAGGCUCCCCGUCCCCCUCGUCCUCCCCGCCUCUGUCGGUGGUGGCGCUGGGACCUCAGGUGAUACCCCGCAGGCACGCGCCGGCCGAGGCGCUCGCCCGGCAGGGCUCCUUCAGAGGCUUCCCGGCCCUCAGCCAGAAGACCUCUCCCUUCAAACGGCAGAUGUCGCUGCGCAUGAAUGAGCUGCCCUCCACCAUGCAGCGAAAGUCGGACUUCCCGAUAAAAAACACAGUCCCUGAGGUGGAGGGAGAAGGUGACAGCAUCAGUUCGCUGUGCACUCAGAUCGCCAGCGCUUUCAGCGGACCCCCGGAGGACCCGUUCUCUUCCGCUCCGAUGCCCAAACCAGCGUCCUCCCCACAGUCUCCAGUGGCCCCAGUAAACGGCACCAUGCCUGCCUUCUCUGUUGCCACCGCCACCGCCGCCAUCCCCCCAGUGCUGCACCCUGCUCUGCCUGCUCGAGAGACUAACCCCUGGGCUACAAACCCAGCAGGGCCCCCGGUUUCAGCCCACCCAGGAGCGGACUGGCCAUCGACGACACCAGUGAUAGUAGCCCCGCCCACCGGCUCUCCAGCCUCGUCCGCUCACAAACGAUCAUCAUCGGAAGCCGACCGCUGGCUGGAAGAAGUCACCAAAUCUGUCCGAGCGCCGCAGUCUAAACCAAUCCCUGCAGGAGGCACGCCUCCCCCCCAGCUGUUUGCCGCUCCGGCGCAGAUGCCAAUGGCCUCCGUCUCUGUCGUCCCGCCGGUGCCCUUCAUCCCUUCCCUACCCCCUACUGUCCCCAUGGUGCCCCCCCGCCAGCCCACUUUCCACGCCCAGGCGCCGGCCUCCUACCCAGUGUCCAACGGGCUGCCGUUUCCUCAGCCCGGCGUCCAGGUGUUCGGCAUAACUCCUUCCCAGAUGGUGGCUAAUGUCUUUGGCUCCGCCACCCAUCCCCAGCCUUUUCCAGUUCCGGCCUCCACAACGCCACAGACUGAUGCUCAGGCCAUCCAUAACAUUUCCCCGUACAUGAAGCCCCCGCUGCCCGCGGAGGUAAGCCCCGCCCCCCUGCAGCCCGCCAACGGCCGGGCCGCCUUCAACGGCGCCGACGGCUGGGCGGCCUCGUCCCAAGUCGCUUCGCCUUCUCCGUACGUCCAGUCUGCGCCAGCGCAGCAGGAAGAUGCUUUUGAAGCCCAGUGGGCCGCCCUGGAGAACCGCCCGCACCAGCGCACCACCCCCUCCCCCACAAACCCCUUCUCCACCGAGCUGCAAAAGACAUUUGAGAUCCAGCUCUGAACACUGUGCAGGUUAGAAAGCACUGGGCAACGGGGACUUAAUGGCUAGAAGGCAGAUGGGAGAGUCGUCCUGCCUUCCUCCUGGGUUUUAAUGGACACACUCAGCGGGGGGGGCGACUAAAACUGGGAGGGGGGGUCCGAAGGAACCUCGCUCAGCAACAAGAGGCAGAAAUGAGAACGAAGCAGGUUGCUAAGAAUAGAUUUCCAGCUCCUCAGGCAUUUUGUUUGUAUUUACUGUAUUGCUUUGUUUGUGCUCUGGCGCGCAAGGUUAUCACUACCCUGUGGCGAAUCCCUGUCGAAACAACCCCCCCCCCCCCCAUCCGCUGCCUAGCUACGCUUGUUGAGGCCCCCCCCCCCCCCCC